This is a messenger RNA of Cimex lectularius (bed bug), 814 nucleotides long. RefSeq lists its product as uncharacterized. The transcript is spliced from 3 exons. The record is from RefSeq and is a predicted model, not a curated record. Bases 120 to 437 code for a protein of 105 amino acids. NCBI's taxonomy places the organism in Eukaryota, Metazoa, Arthropoda, Insecta, Hemiptera, Cimicidae.
CCGAGGCAGUGGAACAACUCUGGAACAAGUUCAACCACCUCGGUCCAAAGUGAUAUUAUUCGUACCUGAAUUUGGACUUACUCCGAUGUCUAGCGAUCUCAUUUAUUAGUGUUUUUGUUAUGGAACUGGAGGACUGUGAUGAUAGUAAGGGAAAGAAGAAGGCUAAGAAACGGUGGACCAAUACAAAGAAAGUGAAAAACAGCAAACCCAACCAGACGAUGAAAGUCGACGAUGAAUCUGCUAUUUCCAGCCAAAUUAUAAUAAAUGACAAUGCACCACCGACAUGUGGGAGUCCCUCGCCGGAAGAUGAAGCCCAUUUUAUGCACUUGAUUCUCACAAGCGUUUUAAACAAAAAGAAAAUGGAGCUGCUUGAAAGUGAAGAAGUCAUGGAGGCACUCUUGGCCAAAAGAGCAAGAUGUCAAGCUCCAACAUUUUAACGACAUAAAUUAAUUAAAAAUACUUAAAUGUCUGACUUUGUUUGUAAUUCUUUCUCCUUAAGUUAAAUUCGAGAGGUGACAAAUUUUUACUUUGGUCAUUUACAAUUAUCCUGAUCAGCCUAUUAUUGCUAUUUUGGUCCUGUGUUUAAGACAAAAAUCCACCACUGAAGAUGGCUUAAUGCAAAAAUGGACUGACCAAGAUGAUCAGAAACGGCCAAACUACUUUAUAAUGUUCUUUGUCAAAAUGAUUCAACAAAACUAUGCAAAAUCUGUCCUCUCGUAUAAAAUUUAAAACUAUAUUAAGUUUUAAUUUUCAUUUAUGCAGCACUAUGAAUGCUGCAUAAAUGAAAGUUAUGACUUUGUAUUUAUUUUAUUAG